AUGGCGGCGAGGAAACUACAACAAGAAGUCGACAAGUGCUUCAAAAAGGUGGCGGAAGGCGUUGCCGAGUUCGAAGCCAUUUACGAAAAGAUUGAGCAGUCAAAUAACCCGGCCCAGAAGGAGAAGCUGGAAGACAACCUCAAGCGCGAAAUCAAGAAGUUGCAAAGACUGCGCGACCAGAUCAAAACAUGGGCCGCCAGCAACGACAUCAAGGACAAGGCUCCCUUAUUGGAGCACCGCAAACUGAUUGAGACUCAAAUGGAAAAGUUCAAGGCCGUGGAGAAGGCCAUGAAGACGAAAGCAUACUCCAAAGUGGGCCUCGAGGCUGCUGCGAAAUUAGAUCCCAAAGAACAGGCCAAAGUAGAGGCAUGCGAGUUUCUGAGCAACAUGGUUGAUGAGCUGGAGCUACAGAUCGAGACGUUAGAAGCCGAGAACGAAUCCAUACAAGCCACCCUGAAAAAGGGCAAGCAUAAGACCGCCCAAGAGAACCGCAUGGCCGAGAUCGACCAGAUAAUCGAGCGACAUAAGUGGCAUCAGGGCAAGCUGGAGCUGAUCCGAAGAACACUGGAGAACGGAGGCAUCGAUACCGAUCAGGUCAAUGGCUUGGAAGAGCAGAUUCGCUACUAUGUGUCCGACGGCAUGAACGAAGACUACAUGGACGACGAAGAAAUCUACGACGAGCUAGACCUGGAGGAAGAGGAAGGCGUCUUCGGCAUGAACCAGGACACGGAAAAGAACUCGUCUCAGGACACCCAGUCCAUACAAGACGACAUCCACGAUCUCGAACCGCCGCCUAAAGCGAAGAAGGUCGUCAAGGAUACCGACUCCGUGGCGUCGUCAACGCGGACGAAAUCUGUGCAGUCCAAGUCCCCCUUACCGGCUCUAGCGACGUUGCAUACGCCGUUAUCAACGAUAGGGAAUGGGGGGAGCGGUAGCCCUGCCAUGAAGCCUGCUUCCAUCCCCACAAGGCCGGCAGGGGAGGGGCUCAAGUAUGCAUCUGCCGCCGCCGCCGCCGCUGCCAGCGACAAGAACAACGUCGGCAUCGCUCCUCUGCCGCCGCCGCCUGGCUUCAACAUGGGCAUCUCGCCGCUGCCCCCCGCGCAGUCGAGGACAAGCGCAACAAACUCCCCCGCCGUCUCGUUCGUGCAGCCCGUUCAGGCACCGACGCCACAAUCCUCGGAACCCAAACAGCCUGCACCUGUGGCUGCGCCGGUACCUGCACCCGCACCCAAAUCCAAGGCGUCAGGGAAGCAGCCGGCUACCUCGGAGGCAUCACAGUCCGAGUCUUCAAAUGCCCCUCAUACCAACGGAUCCACCAACGGUGUCAAAUCUACUGCGGAAGAACGUGAAGAGGAGUCCAUCUACCACCUACCUGCAUCGUUACAAGAUCUCGUUGAUUCGUAUGAGACGGCACGAAAUCGACCGUACCAGCCUCUGUCGCAGUCAACGCUUAGUCUAAUGAAAUCGAGUCAGCUCAGCUAUCCAAGUGCUUUCGAAGCCGAUAUCCCACGGACGUAUCGCCCCGAUCUACCUGUGCCGCAAACUGGUUCUGGAUUCCCUACGCAGCCAUUGCCCAUAUUUGAUGACCCGCGGCUUUACUCGAGGAUUGAUCCAGAUACUCUGUUCUACGUUUUCUACUACAAGCAGGGAACAGCACAACAAUAUCUGGCUGCAAAAGCACUGAAAGACCAGAGCUGGCGGUUCCACAAGCAGUACCAAACAUGGUUCCAGCGACACGAAGAGCCCAAGAAUAUUACCGAAGAAUUUGAGCAGGGCACUUACCGGUUCUUUGAUUACGAGAGUACUUGGAUGAAUCGAAGGAAGGCUGACUUUAAGUUUGCUUACAAAUUUCUCGAGGAUGACAUUUAGGUAGUUGUUGGCUUUUAUGAUGGGACGCACGGGCUCGGCUGGGACUUUUAUGUUGUUUUCGCUCUUGUUUCCGUGGCUUUUCCAUGACAGUUUUUUUUUUUUCCUCUUCUUUUCUUUAUGGGAGUUCUAAGAGAGCAUCAUAGUAGCCGCGAGUAUGCGCUACCAAAGUUGGGUUUCUCAAACGGGAAUAACUAGUGCCAGAAUAAUCCAUAUGAGGCGGCCGUUUUCAUCCGCACAGGG
Molecule: messenger RNA, 2109 nt
Organism: Trichoderma virens Gv29-8
Lineage: Eukaryota; Fungi; Ascomycota; Sordariomycetes; Hypocreales; Hypocreaceae
Exons: 5
Coding region: 1-1869 (622 amino acids)
Biological process (GO): nuclear-transcribed mRNA poly(A) tail shortening; regulation of DNA-templated transcription
Cellular component (GO): CCR4-NOT core complex; nucleus; P-body
Source: RefSeq, a predicted model, not a curated record